GGACCACACAGCCAUGGAAGAUGCAUCGACGGAGCAAAACACAGCGGCGGCGGCCGCGACCAUGCCCAUGUCGCGUUUAGGAGCGUAUGAAAACGCCGUGGAGUUGGUUGAGACGGCGACGGAGGAGAUACUACUUCUGUGGGCGUUGCAGCAACCGGCGUCGCGGCGGCAGAAUCUCUUCGUUAGACACUCGUCGCAAACCCUCGCAAUCGACGCCUGCGGCCAACACCUUACCAUCCACCAGUCCCCUUCCUCCAUGAGCACGCCUGGAGUUACCGGGGCCGUGAUGUGGGACAGCGGAAUUGUUCUCGGCAAGUUCUUGGAGCAUUCUGUGGAUUCGGGAACCCUACGUCUCCAUGGAAAAAGAAUCAUCGAACUCGGUGCUGGCUGCGGCUUAGUUGGCUGUAUAGCAGCUCUCUUGGGCGCAGAUGCCGUUCUGACUGACUUACCUGAUCGGCUGAAGCUUUUGAAGAAAAAUGUAGAUCAGAAUGUGGAGAAAGGAAAUAGGCGUGGUUCAACGCUAGUCACUGAGCUUGUAUGGGGUGAUGAUCUGGAUCAGGAGCUGCUUGAUCCCUUGCCUGAUAUUGUUCUUGGAUCAGAUGUUGUGUACAGUGAAGGAGCAGUCGAAGAUCUAUUGUUGACACUAAAACAAAUUUGUGGGUUUCAGACAACAGUUUUUUUGGCCGGGGAACUCCGAAAUGAUGCUGUGCUCGAGUACUUCUUUGAGGUUGCAAUGAAAGAGUUUCUCAUCGGUCGAGUUGAUAAGACACAAUGGCAUCCUGAUUACCGUAGUGAUCGAGUAGCACUUUAUGUUCUCGUAAAGAAAUGAUAGAAAAUCCUUUGGUGAGAUGAAGCCUUGGGCGUGCUUCAAUACUUCUUGGAAGUUGCAAUUGAAAUUUCUUGUUGGUCGAGCUGAUAAGAGGUAAUGACAUCCUGAUUACUGAAGCGAUCGAAAUAGCACUUUCUGUUCUUUUAAAGAAAUGACAGGAAAAUUGCUAUUUGAUCAAUCUGUAAUUUCGUUUUUCUUACUUAUAAUAUUUAUUUGUAGCAUAAUCUCGUGUUGCAGUAUAGACUUACCCUACUUGCAAUCAAGUUACAUGUACCAGAAUUUGACAUGGAAUGCUCAUUUUGUUGCAGAAUCAUGCAUCUAUAUUUGCUA
This is a messenger RNA of Zingiber officinale, 1159 nucleotides long. Its product is annotated as protein N-lysine methyltransferase METTL21A-like. NCBI's taxonomy places the organism in Eukaryota, Viridiplantae, Streptophyta, Magnoliopsida, Zingiberales, Zingiberaceae. The transcript has 5 exons. The coding region runs from base 14 to 829 and encodes 271 amino acids. The record is from RefSeq and is a predicted model, not a curated record.